UUUACAUGAAUUCCACCCUUUCCUCAUGUAUGGAGCAGAAAAAAAGAAUACAAAAACAGAACGAAUGUUUUGAGCAUUGAUGCAUGUACAAGACUUCUAGAGACAUCCAUCCUAAAAAAUCUAUGGAUGGAGUCAAACUUGCAUCAAGUCGGGGCACAUGGAUGGACAGAAAGUCACAACCCCACACACCUAGUGAUCAACAGCAACACAUUUUGUAAUUAUGAAUCCAACCCCAAGCGGCAUCAUCCAAUUCAGAAAGUGGAAGUAGGCCAUACAGUCUUCAUAACUGAAGUCAAGCCACAGAUUUCAGAUUCUGUAUAUGUUGAUGAACAUGAUGAAACAUCAGAUCGCUGUUUAUCACAAGGGUCUUGGCAUGCAAAUGAAAUGACAGAUGAAGACAUGGCCUUAUUUGAUGAAGUCAUUAUCAAUACCAUGAAAGAACAUAAGAUCAAGGGGGGAUCGGUGAUCUUAGGACAUCAGGGUAGAAUUCUGUACAGGCAAGGUUAUGGUCAAGAAACUCCAGGGGUGUUUGCUACUUCCUCGUCAAAAUUCAAGAUUGGUGACAUUUCCAAGGUCAUUACAGCUAUGGCUAUUCUCAAACUAGUGGAACAGGGGCACCUGCAGCUUACAGAUGAGGUGUUUGGAGAUCUAAACAAAAAACCAGAAGGAAAGACUUUAGGAACAACAAAGCAGCCUUACUUAAAAAUUUCAGGCAUUCUAAAAGACUACUACAAGGGCCAGAGAAGAACCUCCCUAGAAAGUCGAACAGUGGAGCAGCUACUACAGCACUCCUGGGGACUGGAUCCAGCACAAGGACAUGACAUCAUUGAUACCAGAACAUUUUUGCUGAACAAAAUGAUACUUGGCUGGGGCAAUUUCAAAUCAUUAGACAGAAAAGAAAUUAUGUUGAAGCAGAUUAUGAUCAGAUCGUCUGGUUCUUCACCAGGUGAGAAACAUACCUAUUGUCACCUGGGCUACCUGCUCCUGGGAGUGGUUCUGGAAGAAGUCACUGGAAUGCCGUACCUACAGUUUAUAAGGGACAUGUUCCACAGCCUCAAAGUGGGGGAAAUUAUGGACAUGGACUGUUCCAAAGAACUGGAAAAGGAAAAUAUUCAUCUCAAAAACCCUUUUCACUCAAUGUUUUGCAUUUUACAAGAGAACGAAGAUUCUCCCCCAUCUCUUCAGAGUUUUAACAGAACUUGUAGAUAUAAGAACCAGAUGAAAUUACUUGUCCUCGAGACAGCAACGUAUUGUGGCGUAGUGGUCUCAGCAGAACAGCUCUUCAGAAUUUUCUCUUCAAUUGAACUCUCCUUAUAUAAGUCUUCCAUUUUGUUGAGGGAGUCUGUCAUCAAAAUGUUGGAACGACCAGGCUAUGAAAGUGGAACUGAGUGGUAUGGUCUGGGCCUCAAUGUUUCUGAUGGAGGUGAGAGUUGGGGUCACUCGGGGAACACGCCCGAUGGUACACAUUCCUCAGUUUUUCGUCAUCACUCAGGAUUUACAUGGACUGUGUUGUUCAAUGAAGGAGGAAGUGGAAUUCGGAAUCUUGAUAUAGAUCUGGAUACUAUGAUGAGGCAUGCGUUGAGCAUGACCCCAAGAUUUUCAUCCUAUUCGACUCUUCUGUUCAAGCAGUUGUCAUUCUUGAGUAUGGAGUCGGUAUAUUAUGGUAUUUAUUCGACCAAUAUGGAUUUAGUUUAUGAAAUCCUUCUUCCUUAUGAAAUGCUAGAUGAACAUUACACCAGUUUGAAACUUGCAGGGUAUUAUAUUCAGUAUAUCGACUUAAUCAGCAAUGAUGCAAAAGUGUAUGUCAACAUUAUUUGGAAGAAAAAUGAGGAAAAUGUGGAUUGGUUUAUUCGGAAGUAUUAUGUAGAUAACAGAAGUUACGCAUCACUUGAUACAGUUGAAAAAGAUGUAGAACAGCUUUUAACAUCAAGAUACCAAAUCCACACCUUGGCGACAUGUAGUGCCAAAACCUGCUUACAUUGUGUGAUAGUAGGUAGGAAGAAGACCAAUUUAAAACUCUCUCACAGGUUCUUCUUCUUCACCACUUUUGACCGAGUGAAUGAAUACGUUACUAAUUCAGGUAGCAAGAUCAUUGUACAGUCCUUAUGUCCAUUUGGUAAAAAGACAUUUCUGACCGCUUUCAUCGAGAAUGACAAAAGUGAAAUGAAGUGUCCAAACAAAUUCUGGAUUGCAGUUAGUGAGAAUGAUUUUUUAAGUUACAUGAAAGAGGAGGAUCAUAACUUUGGCAUUCAGCAUUUUCAGUUUUACUUCAACGGCCUGUCGGAUAAUGUGUUUGUCAGCUUCGUCUUGUCACCAGAUGUUAAACAUCGGAGCACCUGCAAGUAUGGACUGACUCGCCAUGCUUUCAUGAAGACUUUAACAGACAUUGUUAGGUCUACUGAUGUGGAAGUUGAAAAGAUCUGUGCAUACGUAUGCAAGGGGAGCUUUUACUUUGCAUGUUUGACAGUGGACAAAGAUGUAGUUCCUUCCCUUAGAUGAAAAAAAAAAACACCUAAGUCUUGUGCAAUUUAAUAUAGAAUAUAACUUAGACUGAUAUUGAUUUACAGGAGAUAUUGUGAUUUGCAAAAGAUAUUGUAAAAGUGGUUAGGCCAACAAAAAAUAAUUAUUUAUGUGUAAGUAUCUAAGAAUGAUAGUACAUGUAUACAUAUAAUAGUAAGUAAUGUAAAGCUAUUUUUUUUAUAAAAAUGAACAUUCCAUUGUUUAUUCUAUACACGAGAAAGAGAAGGUAACUCAUUCUACAGUCAACAUAAAAAAAGAUAGAUAACACAGGCUACAGCCAAGUAAAAAAUACAAUAACUGCUGGCCUCAUCAAAAUUAAAAAGUUUUGGCCUUUUUUUUUGUUGUUGCCUUAUUUAUGCUUGGGGGGGGGGGGGGGGGGGGGAAUUUACAGUAAUUAUGUAGUCACAUAAUAAGCGCAUACAUUUCCCCCACAUGUAUAGCUAUGAAUAUUUGAUAUAAUAUACAUAUUCAGUUAUCGCAUAUUUUUCCCCCACACGUAAAAAAUGCGUACUUAACCCCCAGCAUAGAUAACCCCUUCUACAGUAUUGUCAUGAAGUAUGGUAUACUGAACAGUUGUUUUUCAUUACUUUGUGUAUUCUUACAAUUCAUGUAAAGUAUGGGUCCUGUGGCAUUUACAUACAUAAUACAUGUACAUAUACUAGUACAUGUAUCAGACGCGUAACUGUCUAUACGCAAGUACGCAACUGUGUACACAUCAUUUGAGAGAGAGAGAAUUGUCGUUAAAAUAUCUGUGCAUAAAAUAUGCCGGUUUAUGAUUUAAUCAACAUUAUGAUGUCCAUUCAUUAAAAUUCAGAAGUCCAUUUUGAAUUUCAAGUCAUUAACAUCAUGUCAAAUAUCACUUUAAUGUACAUCAUAUAUGUACAUGUAGUUGACGGAUUAGGAUAUUAUUCUUUGUUAUCAGUAACAUUUACCAGAUACAGCAGUUGAUAACAACGAAAUAAAUUCGUAGAACAAAUGUAAAAUCAAUCCCAGUACCUCACGGUUGGCACCAAAAAAAAACUAGAAAAUAA
Ostrea edulis (European flat oyster) is the source of this 3551-nucleotide messenger RNA. RefSeq lists its product as uncharacterized. The coding region runs from base 127 to 2499 and encodes 790 amino acids. The transcript is spliced from 11 exons. The record is from RefSeq and is a predicted model, not a curated record. Lineage: Eukaryota; Metazoa; Mollusca; Bivalvia; Ostreida; Ostreidae.